This is a messenger RNA of Nicotiana tabacum (common tobacco), 1359 nucleotides long. Its product is annotated as aspartic proteinase nepenthesin-2-like. Gene Ontology annotation, biological process: proteolysis. Gene Ontology annotation, molecular function: aspartic-type endopeptidase activity. NCBI's taxonomy places the organism in Eukaryota, Viridiplantae, Streptophyta, Magnoliopsida, Solanales, Solanaceae. The record is from RefSeq and is a predicted model, not a curated record.
AUGUCUCUUGAUCCGACUAAGCUUCCAGAUCCACCAAUGCCAUCCUAUACUUUUACUAUUUACCAUCGCGAUGUAUUUGAAAAAUCAAAGUUCAAGGACUACGACUCAUUACUUGAAAAUAGACUUGCUCGAAGUCAUGCUAGAGCAAGUUCAUUGGCAUCGAUUAUUGAAAAUGGCAAUGGAAUUGGUGAAAAUGAAACUCUGGCAAGGCAACACAACGCGCAAGGGAGCAAGAUUGACCGCGAAAAGGUUCCAAAAUCAACAAGUACAUACUUCGUAAAUGGUGAGUAUGUUGCAUCUUUUAGGCUUGGCAGUCAAGAAGUUAGAAAUUUCUUGCUAAUAGACACCGGAAGUGAUUUAGUUUGGUGGCAAUGUGGACCAUGUGAGCCAAAUAAGUGUUACAAACAAAAACUUCAGCCUUUAUAUGUUUCCACAGAGUCGAAAGUAUUCCGAAAGAUAGAUUGCUUUCUACAUGGAGAAAGAUGUUUAGAAGAUCUGGACCUAAGUUUUAAGUGUAUUAGUGAUCAUAGUUGUACCUAUGAUUUUAAAUACGCGGAUGGAUCAAGAACAAAAGGUUUUAUGGGAGAUGAUGUGAUUACUUUUGUUUUAGACCAAAGACCAGUUAGGAUUAUAUUUGGAUGUAGCAAAGAUCAAACAAGUGGAACUACUUUUAGUGGUGAAUAUUCUGGAAUUGCUGGCCUUGGGCGUAGAAAAAUCAUGGGUGGAUAUUCUUUACCAACACAAUUUGGAGCGGAUUUAAUGUCCAUGUGUCUCCCUGGAUUUUAUUCAGCAACAGGAUCUACACUUAACUUCCAUACAACCAAAUGGCCAAGAGCAACAUCAGCAAAACUAGUACCAAAUAUCAAGUAUCCUUCGUUUUAUUUUGUCAAUCUUUAUAAAGUUUUCAUUAAUGAUAGGGAAGUUGAACUGAGCCCAUCAUGGUGGAACUUUAAAAAAGAUUUGACCGGUGGGAUCUUUGUGGAUACAGGAACAACUAUUUCCUACUUUCCUCAGGAGUUUUACACUAUAUUUCGUUAUGUAUUUAGAGAAGAAGUACGAGAUAUUCCUAUGGUUGAUACUCCAGCAGGAUCUUUAGACACUUGCUAUAAAGAGGAUCCGAGUGGUCGUGGACUUAACUUUCCUGUUGUGAAGUUGUACUUUGGUAGCGUAAGCCCGAGUACCAUGUUGUUACUAGCAAAAGAACGAGUUAUUCUGCACUUUCGUGGACAAUAUUGUCUGGCUUUUUCGGGAUGGGAUAGAUCCUUCGCAAUAUUAGGAAGUAAUCAACUUCAAGGUGUAGGAUUAACUUUUGAUACUUCAGCAAACACUUUGUCCUUUGAUAUAGAUGCAUGUAAUUGA